AUGUGGAAAGGAGCAGGCGUCUGGAGUGAGUGGGCGCAGUACUCUCUGUUGCAGACGGUGGUGGAGGCGUGCCAGAAGAAGCGACAGUGCAAGUUCCAGCCAACCGGACGGCCCUACGGCACAGAUCCCUGCCCCGGGACGCCGAAGUACGUCCACGUCGAUUACAAGUGCCGGCCCUAUGAGUUUCGCAGCAAAGUCGCCUGUCAAAGUGAAACAGUGCACCUGCAGUGCAAUCCAAAUGCUCGAAUUGCUGUCUACUCAGCAAGCUUUGGACGCACUGAAUAUGAAAGUAUACAGUGUCCACAGCCACAGGGUGUCCCUGAGGAAACAUGCCUGGUGAGCUAUGCCACAGAAAUUGUCAUGAGAAUGUGUCAUGGAAAACGUCGUUGCACACUUCCUGCUGAUUCUGAAACAUUUGGUAAACCCUGCAGAAGUGACUCACGGAUGUAUCUCAAAGUUGUUUAUACAUGUGUUCCCCGGAAAGUGCUGAUGGAAGCCAUUGAGGAAGCAGCUCAGGCAGAUGAAGUAGCAGAUGAUCACGAAGAUGACCUAGAUGCCUAUGACACUGCAGAUGAAACAGGUGCCUUUUCUCCAUCUCCGAAUGUCCAAGGAGCAGGUCCUGGGCUCAACGACAGGGGAACAGGAGGUGCAGCACCUGCUAGAGACCCUACAACUCUCUCACCUCAUGCUCCAGUACAUGAUGGAAACAUCAAUCAUUCUGACAUACAAAAGUAUGGUCCAUAUGUAAAACCCCACAUUACAAGCAAAAAGUUCUCCCAUUCUCCCUCUGCCCCUGUGGACCCUAUCACCACCAAAGAUAUGCAAGGUGAUGAUGUCUCGGAUGAGAAAGUCCUUGAAAAUACCAACUGCAACAUCACAGUAAAUCUUGAGGACAAAACAAAUGUGAUUGGCUUCAUUUCUGAAUGGAUUAACGCAUACAAUUUCAUCUCACGAAACCAGGAGAAGUUCUACCUGUAUCUUAUCCUAAGUGUAACGGCGGGGCUCGUCCUCUUCCUGGGACUGGUAAUAGGACGGCUUCUGCUACAACGCCGUAGAAGCCAGCGCAAUCCAAAGCCUUCGGCACCACCAACAGAACAGACAUUACCAAAUGGUUUUACAGAUGACCUGAGUGAAGCAGAAAUGGAGACAGCAGUUUCUGGAUCAGACACAGUCCUCGGACUUGUUCCUACCAAAGCUCCAAAUGUGCCAGGUCGAACACCACCUACAAGUGUAUCAGAAGUUGUGCGGUUCGGAGGCAGCAGUGGAAUUCCACGAAGCCUGAACCGUGCCACAAACAGCCAGUAUUACUAUGGCUGACGUGGGCUGGGUGUCCGGGCCCCUGAUGGUCCGGAUGCUCAAGCACAAGGAAGGAUUUGUCCUGGAACUCGCACCUACUGUUUUUAGAACAGUUUGUGCAUGUGUAUUCCAGCAACAUCUGGCACCAUUUGUGUGCAUUUAAGCAGAGAAAAGGUCAAAAGAAAAUUACUCUUGCUAUGUUCCAAGUCCGCCUAUCCUUACAAUGACAAGUGAUUAAUCCCUGAGACAAUAUAUGUAUAUGUAUAAAUCCAGUGACUUUAUCAAUUUGUCCAAAUUUAUAAUGUCAUCUCUGGGAUUUAAAUAAAUGAAACGAUUGAGACAAAACUUUGUUAUGUGCCUGUUGCAGCUGUGAAAUAGUCUUUAGAAGAAUGGAAGAUUCAUUAUGACUGUUACAGUGUGUGAACACAAGAUAUUCACCUAGUACCUGCUUUUCAAGCAAAGCAGUUCAAGAAGGUUUCAUUAGAUUACUGUAUCCAGAAGAUGCGGUUCAUAUACAAUCAAUGGACACUCCACACUGACUGUGAAUAACUACUGUAAAGUCUAUUUUCUUAAGAUAUAAUAAUCUGCAUGGAGAAAUUAAAGUACUUAUACAUUUGACUGAAUUGACCAUCAGUGGUUAUGUCUAAGGAAGUCAAGCAUCAGUGUGUCUCUAAGUACAAUGCAGAAACAGAGAGAUUUUUCAAAAGUUUUGUAUAAUACAAGGAGCAUUCCAUAACAAAAAACGUGUGUUACAUAAAUUUCUUAAAGACUUAUUCACUUUUGUGUUGAACUACCCAUAUUGGAGCAUUAAUUUGUGGAAUGUGUCUAAUUUAUCAAUUUUAAACAUUAUUGUGAUUUCUAUCAACUUAAUUUUUGUUGCAAGUGUAAUUAGCAGAUUUGUUGGUGAGAAAGUUACUGUUAACAUAUUUUUAAUUCCGUAGUUAUUGAAUUGUCUGAAUCUAUCUAAGAAACACUUUUACUGCAUAUCAUAAGAGUCUAGUGUUUGCUAAAUUCUUAAUAUCUGACUACAUGAAAUCAACAUACAUGAUCACAGAUUAUGUCAAUACCCAGUGAGUUUAAAGUCCACUGAAAUAUGUUCCCUGAGAGUACAACAUAUUAAGCCCAAUCAACUAUUCAAGCUGUCAUAUGAGCCCCUUUUUGGUUUAUAAAAUCUAAAUCAUGGACAUAAUGCAGUGAAAACACAUUCCAGGAAGGUUUGCUCAGUAUAUGCAGUGAGCUUUUGAGAUGGAGCUUGAUUUAUUUGUUAAGGUAUCACUCUCAUGUUUGCAUAUUUCAAUAAAUGGGGAAAUGUCUACUUCAGACUAGUCAGUGCCUUGGCCCUAUAUCCUUUCAUACAACGGGCCAUAAUGUAAGCAGUUUUGCAUCAAUUGUUUGCCACACACCUAUGCAGUCAACACAUAAUACAGUGUUAGAUUUCUGCUGCAUUAUGCAUUGUAAUACAAAGAUGCAAAUAACAUGGAGUCAGAGUUAACAAUUUUAUCAAUAACUACUUAAAUUAAAGGAAGCUACACCCCUUUAGUUUUCCAAAGGCAUAACCCAAGAACACAAAGCAUGUUGUUGAUGUUAAUAAAUUCCUACAAUGAAUUGGUCUGGUAUAUGUGCAUGGCAAGAGUCACAUUAUUAAAAGCAAUACAUUCUGUGUACAUUUUACUAGGGUAGUUAUUCUUUUUAGUACUAAAUCAAAAAGAUCCCCAUAGAUAGCAGAAUUUGUUUUAAUAGUCAAGUUUCCUUCAUUAUCAGAACAUUUCAACACAUUAUUAUUACUGUUAUUGUAACAACAUGGAUUAAUAAAUUCAGGUAUUUAUAUUAUUUUGACCUAGUCUCUGCCCUUCAACUCUGUACACCAUUUAUUUUGUAAUAUUUUCUCAGUUACUAUUCCUUGUGUGUGUGUGUGUGUGUGUGAGAGAGAGAGAGAGAGAGAGAGAGAGAGAGAGAGAAACAAUAAAAAAUAGUUAUCUUAUAAAUAUUACCCAGUACAAAGUAACAUAAUUUGUAUGUUUGAAUACUCUCUCACAAUUGUAACAAUAUCGACACAGAGCAAGUCACUUAUACUUUAGGAAACAUGAGUAAUUAUGAGGAACUACUUUGAUUUUUGUGUCAGCAGAUGAAUGCAGAGAAAAGAACCUAACUCAGUAUACAUUAUAUAUUACUUUGACAUACAAUUUUUUCAUGGAUAAAUAGAUAUACCAAUUCAUUUUAGGCAAGAUAUCAGCUUUUUAUUUCCCUUUAUAUCCUAUUGGUGCAACAUAUUAUUAGUUUCUGUGAUCUGACUUGAUAAUAUGAUUUGGUAUGAACUGCAUUUGGUUUUUGUUUCAUUUUUCUUAUCUAAGAUGAAGAUUGUCUGGGAACAUAGUUUUAGUGCAACUUUUAUCCUUGCCCCAAUUCAGGUUGGGUGCACAUCCCCUAUGGCAGGAGCCAUUUAAACCAUUUCUGUUUAUUACAAAGAACCUAUAACAUGUGCUUAGUAUCAGUGGAAGGAGUUUUCUGGUAAUAUAUCAUGAAUGUGUUUCAUCAGUAAACCUCUGUUUUAUUAUUACACCAAACACUGGUAAUAUUGACAUCUUAUGAAUUAUUUUUUGCACAUGAUGUGCAUGUCAAGUGUUGGUGAAUGGAAAUUCUUUUUAUUUACCAUGAAACUAUGAAAGACUAGUUAACAAACACCAAAUAUAAAUUCACUACCUAUUAAUUUUUGUGAUUGCAACAGUACUGACAUCAGAAAAACACACACACACACACACACACACCUGAAAGAUCUGCAGAUCUGCACAAGUCAUUUCGCACAAAAUUUCUAACUGUCUGUCAAAGCCCAUUGCCUCUCGAUGACUUUGCAUUUUCUGUGGCUCAAAAAAAUUAAAUAUGUUUUAUCAUUCAGUUCUUCUUUUACAGUGUGUAGUACAUCUUUCUUAGUAACAAUGUAGAUCACUCUGCUACUACAAUAAUAAUAAAAAAAAUGAUAAAAAGAAUGUCCCUUGGUGGAAAAGUGGCACAUUGCUGCUUUAAAGUCAACUUAUACUGAAUUCUCACUCUUCUCACACCUCUCUGUUGACUAGUCACUUUUAUAGUCAAGUACCACUAAUACAUUUAGUAGUAGUAUAACACUUUAAUCCUUCAACCCCCAUCACCACCACCCUACACACACUGUUCAACAAAACACUUUGUGGUUAUAAGAAAUGUUAUGGUGCGUUAUGUUUUCUACAUUAUUUUUCUUUUUGUGUCUUCAGAAACACUUGUGUCUCCAGAAAUGCUCUGUUGUCUAAGCCAGUGCACCUAGCACUCCUUGCAGAAAGAAAAACAGGAUAAGAGAUUACUACCAAUAUACUUGUCUCACACAAACAUAAAUGGGUUACAACUAUUUUGGUGUAUUGGAACAUCUAGCAUCUAAGAGAAUUAUUUCAAUAUUGAUAGUAAAAGAUGUUAAAGAAUUGAAUGUAAACUAUGGCUCAUUACUGAUCUAGAUGACCUGCUGCUGCAGGAAUAAAAAUAAUAAGAAUUUCGGCCAAAAAUACUGAUUUCUAAUUGUAAAUCUCUCUGGUGUCCAGCCAGGUGGCAGUGACAAAAUUGUGUAAUGUUUCAAUAAGUGUUAUGCUCAUCACCUUGUGGCGAAAUCACUAGGUAAUAGCUAAACAACAUGUUGCAGACUUUCAACCCCACCAUACGGCCAGCAACUACAGACAUUUUCAAUCAGAAGUUGAUAUUUUAGCCAGAAUUCUUAGAGAGUUUCAGUUUUGCCACUUAGAUGGAAACUUGAGAGCUGUUCAGCAGUAUAACCUAAGAAAGUCUACAUUUAAAUACUUGACCCCUCUCAGAAAAAUAAAUAAUCCAGCAACCAGAAAACAAAUCUUGAUAUUUCAGAACAUAUUUCCACACAUUAAAAUACAACAAAUGAGGUACAGAAAUUGAUUUAUUAUCUGACGGCAGCAGCAGAUUCAUUACAGGCAUGAAAUCCUAUGGUGUAGUCCACAUUUUCUUCUCCAGCAUCAUCAUAAAUUAGAAAAAGAAGCAGAUUUUUUGUUUAUGUUCUGUUUAAACAUCUUUCUUUCAUUCCCUUUCUGCCUACACUACAUCAGAGAAGUUUUUAAAAACAUGUCCCUUGGUGGAAAAGUGGCACAUUGCUGCUUUAAAGUCAACUUAACAAAUCAGUGCAAUGUAUUACAGCCAGUACUGUUAGAUAGUGUAAUGGCAUUUAUUUCAUGUAUGUGAAUGUGAAAUAAGGGAAGAAUGUGGAACACUGCUUCAUACUACUCAGGCUUGUUUUGUACAUAUUUCACAAGGAAGCAAAUCAUAAUUUUUACCUUAUAUAUUGGGUAUUCUCAUAAAACAUACUUUUGAAUAGUGAUGAACCAAAGUGUGAAUGAAUUACAACAUAAAUUUUGUAAACCACUUCUGCAUAAAUAUAUGUUGUGUGUAUGUAAGGUUCACAUCAUUCGUAUAUUAUUUUAUUGUCUGCAGACACCCUUGAUUUGCAUUUCAUCUUGAUGUGUAAUAUAACAUGAUAAAUCUUUUUUUGUAAAUUGAAAAAAAAUAUAUUAUGGAGGUACAGUUGUAUUAAGAGUAUGUACAUUUUCAUAAUCAUAAAGAGAAAUAAGAAAUCUGUGUGUGUGUGUGUGUGUUUGUGUGUGUGUGUGUGUGUGUUUGGCUGAUGAAGAAUACUUGCUAUCAUCCUGUAAUUACCAUGGAGAGAUGGACAGUAACUUAUAUGGAAUCUGAGAUUCUUUUAUACACCUUGUGUAAAUCAAUUUUCAAUAACACUGCAAUCGAGAUUACAUCAUGAUGUCCAUCAAAAUUAAUAUCAUAUUUAGUGUUAUUUUUUUAAAGAUUUCUUUGUACCUAUUAUAUUUGUCAGUAUUCUGUAUUGUGUUUAAAACUUUGGUAAUGUGAAGAAUUCAGAACUGUCCUCACAAACCACAAAAGUAUCUUGUCUGCUGCUCAUCGUGAACUGUAAUAUCUGAUACACAAUGUGCAGGAGCGAAAAUUGCUUAAUGCGACUAGUAUCCUAUGAACAUAUGUGCACAAAAUAGUAUGAUAACCUUUUAUAAUGAAGACAUGAAAUAUUGAUACAUGACUUUGUUUAGAUGUGGAAUAUGGACAUCUCAGGUUGGCAUUUUUUACUGUACACCUGAAUAUCUGAAAGUGCAAUAUCAUUUAUACUAACAAAGACAAAAUUAUUUAAUAUUUGUCUGUAAGA
This is a messenger RNA of Schistocerca nitens (vagrant locust), 6502 nucleotides long. Its product is annotated as protein eva-1. The transcript is spliced from 6 exons. Bases 1 to 1317 code for a protein of 438 amino acids. Lineage: Eukaryota; Metazoa; Arthropoda; Insecta; Orthoptera; Acrididae. Gene Ontology annotation, molecular function: carbohydrate binding. The record is from RefSeq and is a predicted model, not a curated record.